Sardina pilchardus (European sardine) is the source of this 1572-nucleotide messenger RNA. RefSeq lists its product as uncharacterized. Lineage: Eukaryota; Metazoa; Chordata; Actinopteri; Clupeiformes; Clupeidae. Bases 18 to 1070 code for a protein of 350 amino acids. The transcript has 6 exons. The record is from RefSeq and is a predicted model, not a curated record. Gene Ontology annotation, cellular component: nucleus.
GCGUGUGGAGUAAAAAUAUGAGCUUGACAAGCUAUCAAGCAUUCAAAAAGAUUAUGGCACAGUACUUGCACAAUCCAGCAGGAAAAUGUGUCGUCCAUCUUUUAUUUGGCGUUGGGGCGUCUUAUCUUGUGUACAACGCUCUCAACAAGGCACGCUGUAAACUAGCAGAAGAAGUAGGCCUAGAGGAAGAGCAGGUGGAACAGGAAGCGGAUCCGCGGGUUAUCGACUUGAGAAAUCGCAUUGAAAUCCUUCAAGGGUCUGAUCGCAAAACCAACAGCGACCAGUUAUGUGAAAUAGCACGCAUAUUAGAGACAAUUGCUGCAGAGCACCCAGUGACCCUGACCUCGAGGCAGGUUGAGGUGAUAGCAGAGUUGCUGAUGGAGGACGAGGUGGAAGUGAGGAUAAAGUGUUUCCACGCUCUCCAGUGCGUGUUGCAGUACGGGGCGGAUACCACAGAAGCAGUUGAGGCCCUCCAACAGCACUAUGUGCCCCUGAUGCUGUCCCUGGUGGCCCUCAGCCAGAGUGUGGAGGAGCAGGAGUCGGGCCUCCGCCUGCUGGUGUCCCUCUCCUCCAGCAGGGCUUCUCACCCCUCAGUGGCCUACGGCCUCGCUGGGCUCAGCAGCGUCAUGGCCAAACGCAUCCUCUACCCUGAAAUCCUGAUCCUCGUGGUUCGAAUCCUCUUCAACCUGUCUGACAACAAGGAAGUGGUUGGAAAGCUGCUCAACUUCAAGGCACUGGCCGCCAUGCUGAGCCUCCUGCGGCCCUCCAACCCCAAAGAGACGCUGCUCCUCUGCCUCGGCCUGCUGUCCAACCUGAGCCAGCACGGGCCACCAACAGGGGGCGCCAGCGACCAUCGCUACCACGAGGAGUCCCUCUUGGCCCUGCUCUACUUCCCCGAGUCCGCGCUGCGCGCCACGCUCACCGUGCUCACCCGCCACCAAGAGCCGCAGGUCAAGGGUCGUGCGGCGCACAUGCUGUCCAGGAUGCCACGGGCCAUCACCUUGCCCCGACCCGCCAGGCCGCUCAGGAGGGGGAGAGUCCGGCCCGGAGUCCCCUCGUCAUCGGUCUAAAACACUCCAUCUCCCCACCCCCACUCAGGCUAGCUUUCAUUACUCCAGACUACAUAAGCUCCAUCUUUGUAGACAACAACUUCUCCACUAUAACUAGUUCAUUAUUGAUUGUUAGCCCUGUAGAUUACCCACUCAAAUGUGCACUCAGAAAGGGAUGAGGGUGGGGUUAAUUUCAAGCUUUGCUUGAAAGACAGUUUUGUAAAAGGAUCCUCAGUAUCAUGCCUCAAGUCUGCGGAUGGCAUAUUGAACAUAAUUAAUAUAUGUCAAGAUAUACGUCAUUCAACAUUUGUAUGGCGUAAAUAUCAUUAUUAAGGGACAGGGAUAGGUGCCACUCUGGCUGUUAUGUUCUGUUAAAUGUAGUCACUCACGUAUUUGUGCAGUCUCUUGUUUUACACAUAUAUUUGCAUGGCUUUGAGGAGUUUAAGAUUAUUUUUUUGGUGGAAUGACAAUCUUGUUGUGGAGGUAUAUGUACAGUAAGAGAUAAGUAAAGUUUUCCUAGUGA